AUGUAUAGAGAGCCGGCGGGACCAGACGAUAGUAACGUGCAGCAUUUGAACGACUCGAAAGCUGCAUCCCCGGUCGGGAAGGCAGACGCGUAUGAUAAUUCCAGCAGCCAUAGUAGAUCCAGAGGGCGAGUGCUGACCCCCGAGGAGCACUGGCAGCGGUACCGGCCGCAGCUGGCGACGAGGUACGGGCACUGGCGAUUCUGGUUACCAGCGCAGGGGCGAGAGGCGAAGCUGUCGCUGGAGCUGCUGCGCGAAAUCACCCCCGUGGAGGUGGAGAGCGGUGCGGAGGAGUACGUGCUGCGGCCCCCGUCACAUGCAACACGCACAGCAACCCCGCAGCACAGCCCUUGCCCGUUGCCUACUCUCCACCACUCUCCACCUCCACACCCCCACGACAGCGCAUUUCUGCAGAAUGGGGCGUGCGCGCAUGGACGGUACGCACGGAUGCUGCUGGGUGCAUGCAAUGGCCCUGGCGCGCAGCUCAACGUGGCCUUCUCGGAAGCUUCCUUGUCGCUGAGGCAAGACGACACUGUCCUAUCAACGGACAGGCACAACAACUCCCACACUGGUGGCAGUGGCGCCAGCUAUAAAGCUACUGAUCGCAACACAAGCCCCUCCGGCCAAUCGCUGCAUGACACGUGGGCCAGCCCUCACUGGAAGACCCCUCUUCCAACCCACCUGCCAGCCUCCCUCCCCCCUCUCCCUCCCAAGCCCCUCUAUGGAGUUCCCCACUACAUCUACACUGACCUCUAUGCUACACCUCUUCCUGAGCAUCUGAACAACGGGCUGGAAACUCAGAACAUGGAGGUGUUUUCAGGGUAUUUAGCAGGAGUACCCAAGGCCCAGCACAGCAGGUAUGGUGUGUGGGCUCUGCCCAGGGGCGUGGUGGUGGCCAUGCCUUCCCCCUUGGAGCCUUUGCUCAGCCGUGAGGGGGAAGGAAAAGGGGAGGAGUUUUGGCUGGUUGUGACGUAUGUGAAGGGGGGAGGACAAGGUGUUCAGGGUGGUGGUGAUGGGGAGUUAGGAGGGGUGGAGGUGGGUGGGGAUGAAGGAGAGGAGGAGGUGGGGGGUGCGCUUGCAGAUACAGGGUACAUGGCGGAAGGAGAGUGGAAGGUGCAGCAGGUGGUGAUAGCAUAUGAUGCACAGGGGAGAUUCGAGUACGUGAAGCACACCAGGUUCAUGUGA
Messenger RNA from Closterium sp. Naga37s-1, 1182 nucleotides. The record is from the annotation of a GenBank genome assembly. Lineage: Eukaryota; Viridiplantae; Streptophyta; Zygnematophyceae; Desmidiales; Closteriaceae.